CUACACUUUGUAUCAAACUCGUCUCUUUCCAUAAUCAAAACACAAUCUUUGGAGUUGAUCCACACGAUACACGAAAAUGAAAGGUGUAUUGGGACAUGAGAAUGAUGUGAUGAGUCUCAUUGCAACUGAGCUCAGGUUGGGGCUUCCUGGAAGAACUGAAGAAGAGUGUGAACAGGAAGUAGUGUCAACUGCCAAAAGCAACAAGAGGGCCUUUCUAGAAUCAGAAGCUGAAGAUUGCGAAUCCAAAGCCGAUCCCUCACCUGUUUCCAAGUCACAGAUUGUGGGAUGGCCUCCUGUGAAAUCAUACAGGAAAAACACCCUCCAGGCAAAGAAGGGAGAUGGGGGAGGUGAUGGAAACCAGAAUGGGAUGUAUGUAAAAGUGAGCAUGGAUGGAGCACCUUACCUUAGAAAGAUUGACUUGAAGAUGUACGGAGGAUAUCCCGAACUGCUAAGUGGUUUGGAGAAGAUGUUCAAACUCACAAUAGGGGAUUACUCUGAGAGGGAAGGCUACAAAGGAUCUGAAUAUGCCCCAGCCUAUGAAGAUAAAGAUGGUGACUUGAUGCUUAUUGGGGAUGUUCCUUGGGGAAUGUUCUUGUCAUCGUGCAAGAGGUUAAGAAUAAUGAGAGGAUCAGAGGCAAGAGGUUUGGGGUGUGGACAAUGAAAUAGUACAAAUCAUGAAGCCCAAAAUAUGUAUGAGUUGGAACUUAAAAAAAAAAAAAAAAACUCAUCCAGCCAUCCAGCAGAGUAUAUUGUUUUUUUUGUGUGUUCUCUACACUACAACUCAGAAGUGACAAAAGAGUUUUUCUUUUAUGUUGUAAUGCCAUAACUGUCUAUUUUUCUUUGCCUAAUUUAAAGCAAGGAAACCAUGGAGGUUUCAUUAUCUAUCCUGUAAUAUUUUUAUUAAUGUUGGUCCUGUUGUUCUUGUUGAAAUCCCCAACGAACAAGAAGUGUAUAUUAUAAUUUCAGGCGUAAAUGUACAAAGGAGUUUUGAUCUCUUUAAUCUAUUCCCAU
Cuscuta europaea is the source of this 1011-nucleotide messenger RNA. NCBI's taxonomy places the organism in Eukaryota, Viridiplantae, Streptophyta, Magnoliopsida, Solanales, Convolvulaceae. The record is from the annotation of a GenBank genome assembly.